Lagopus muta (rock ptarmigan) is the source of this 2453-nucleotide messenger RNA. RefSeq names its product NFU1 iron-sulfur cluster scaffold (gene NFU1). Gene Ontology annotation, biological process: iron-sulfur cluster assembly. Gene Ontology annotation, cellular component: mitochondrion. The transcript has 8 exons. Bases 77 to 835 code for a protein of 252 amino acids. The record is from RefSeq and is a predicted model, not a curated record. Gene Ontology annotation, molecular function: iron ion binding; iron-sulfur cluster binding. Lineage: Eukaryota; Metazoa; Chordata; Aves; Galliformes; Phasianidae.
AGAGCCUCUGUCGGCCUUGGCCGCCAGGGGCCGCUGCAGUGCGCGGGGCGGAGCGGCGGCCCUGAGGAGCGCCAAGAUGGCGGCUGCGCGGUGGCUCGGCGCGGCUGCGGGGCUGGGCGGCCGGAUUUGUCACAUGAUGUUAAAAGGUCAUAACCUGACAACUCAACAGCCCUUCCACCAACUUGCAUGGAGGAAGCAGCUUCUUCCAUCUGUAGUCUUGCAUAAUACAGUAAGAUGCAUGUUUAUUCAAACUCAGGACACACCAAACCCAAACAGCCUGAAGUUUAUUCCAGGCAAAGAAGUGCUGGAGUCCAGGACUAUGGAGUUUUCCAGCCCAGCUGCAGCAUUUUGCUCACCUCUAGCAAGGCAGUUAUUCAGAAUUGAAGGAGUUAAAAGCAUUUUCUUUGGGCCAGACUUCAUCACCAUCACUAAGGAGAGUGAAGACCUGGAUUGGAACUUGCUGAAACCAGAUAUUUAUGCAACUAUAAUGGAUUUCUUUGCCUCGGGUUUACCUGUACUUACUGAAGAGGCACCUAGCACAGAUACAGCUCAGUCAGAAGAAGAUGAUGAAGUUGUAUUAAUGAUUAAAGAACUGCUGGAUACAAGAAUAAGGCCAACAGUGCAAGAAGACGGUGGUGAUGUUAUUUACAAAGGCUUUGAGGAUGGCAUUGUGCAGCUGAAGUUGCAGGGUUCAUGCACCAGCUGUCCCAGUUCCAUCAUCACCCUGAAGAACGGGAUACAGAACAUGCUCCAGUUCUACAUCCCUGAAGUGGAAGGUGUGGAACAGGUUGUUGAUGAUGAUGAUGAUGUGGAGAAGGAAGCAAAUUCUACGUGAGCUUACAUCAUCCAUGGCCAAAUCAGUAUUUAUUUCUUGUAUGUAAAUCAUUCUCGUUCUGUGGAACAACCAAAUCUGCCUUUCUCAUCAGAAAAAGUCUGACACUUUCCACCUGUGAAACCUCCUCCUCCGUGUCAGCAGCGUAUUCACUAAUUUAUUAAAUGCUCUCUAUUCAAAAAAAGAAUCUUUUUGUUGUUUGCAUCUCCUUUAUACUGUGUCUUAUGGAAUUUAUGGGCUUCUAAAAACAGUGGGGUGUCUCUGCAAUGUUCUUUCAUGCAAAAAAAAAAUUAAGGAAAAGAAAAAAGGGGGGGAGGGGAGAGAAAUAGAGAGAAAUACAAAGUUUCUUAACUUUUUUUGCAAUAGAAAAAUUAUUUUUUAAUAAUUUUUAUCAAGUCUCCUUGUGAAAGUUGAAGGACUGUGCCAUGGCUCUCAAAAUGGGAGAUUCAGGAAUGUUAAUUUGAUCAAGUUUGGUCUAAAAAGCUUUGGAUUUUUGCCAGAUUUGUGUGAAAAGUAACCCAUAAUUUCAGCUCUUUGUUUUAGAAGGUGUAAUAACGUUGCCAUCAGUUAUGAAAGUUACCUACGUGCUCAGUGCCACCACAGAAAUAACAGCAACAGAAACAAAAAAGGAAGUGAGUUGUCUGCUUUAAAAACCAUGUAUUUUUAAAUAAAUAUUAAAAGAUGAUCCUUAUCAGCUUUAGUAAGUAGACAGACUAAUUAGCUUAUUUAGAAUAAAAUUGCUCACCUACCAUUAGUAGUCUGUUUAAACCUGCCCAAGAUGAUUUCUCAAUACAACAGUCCAAGAUGAACGCACAGUGCUUAGGGGCACAAAUUGCAUUUGUAGGAUAGGAAAAAGCAAAUGAAUGUGUUUACCUAUGGCAUAUCCUGUUUGCUCCUCCUGCUGUGCCAAAGAGUGCAGUGUGUGUGUACCUUGGCAGAGCGAGGGGAAGACGUGGCAGAGCAGAACGUGUGCCCAUUUUAGAGACUAAGGGAAGAGAAACAUUUAUUGUUCCGAAGCUGAAAUACGUAAAGCAGGCUUUGCAAGUACUUGUGUUUAUUUCUUGUGCACGUAGAACUUAAUUCCUUCCUGUUGUCUGGCUUUAGCAGAUGGCUUGGCUAAUGGAGACAGUAUUUCUUCUUCAUGCUACCAUGGUUUGUGGUCAUUAUUUGGCUUAUUGUAAUAGUAGUAGUAGUCCCUAUGUAAGGGGCUGACAGCCUCUGUAUGCUUCUUCCUCCCCUCUUUGCUAGUGUAAUUCCACUGAGUCGUUAUGUGGGAUCUAUUAAGUCUGUGGAGAAUCCCUUAUAGCACGCACAUCAGCAUGUGGCAGCCAUCAACUUCAUCUCACUCUUUGGAAAUUAGAAAACAAACAUUUGAGCAGAAUGUUCCUGUAGCUUUCACAUGGUGUAAUAACCCACUGUCAUUUAAAUUACCCACUCAGGAUUUGGAAGUUGAUUUUAAAUCACUGUGUUUUCUUUCUCCCUGUUACAAAGCACACAGUGAUGUGUAAUGUUUCUCAUUUCUCAAAACCAUUUUAGGCCUAAUCUGUCAAUUCAAUGCACUCCAUACACCAAAACUCAUGUAGAUAAUUGUUUCAUAUGUUAAAUAAAAUGUAGCUCUUCA